This is a messenger RNA of Xenia sp. Carnegie-2017, 2694 nucleotides long. Its product is annotated as probable ATP-dependent RNA helicase DDX20. NCBI's taxonomy places the organism in Eukaryota, Metazoa, Cnidaria, Anthozoa, Malacalcyonacea, Xeniidae. Gene Ontology annotation, molecular function: RNA helicase activity; RNA binding. The coding region runs from base 539 to 1090 and encodes 183 amino acids. Gene Ontology annotation, biological process: spliceosomal snRNP assembly. The transcript is spliced from 19 exons. The record is from RefSeq and is a predicted model, not a curated record. Gene Ontology annotation, cellular component: SMN complex.
AAAACAAGGCAGGAUUUUGAAUGAAAGAGGAUGGAUUAAAGAGGAAGAAAAACAAGGCAGGAUUUUGAAUGAAAGAGGAUGGAUUAAAGAAGGAGAAAAACAAGGCAGGAUUUUGAAUGAAAGAGGAUGGAUUAAAGAGGAAGAAAAACAAGGCAGGAUUUUUUUUAGGAAUGAAAGAGGAUGGAUUAAAGAGGAAGAAAAACAAGGCAGGAUUUUGAAUGAAAGAGGAUGGAUUAAAGAAGGAGAAAAACAAGGCAGGAUUUUGAAUGAAAGAGGAUGGAUUAAAGAGGAAGAAAAACAAGGCAGGAUUUUGAAUGAAAGAGGAUGGAUUAAAGAAGGAGAAAAACAAGGCAGGAUUUUGAAUGAAAGAGGAUGGAUUAAAGAGGAAGAAAAACAAGGCAGGAUUUUGAAUGAAAGAGGAUGGAUUAAAGAGGAAGAAAAACAAGGCAGGAUUUUGAUUCAUCAUUAUUUUUGCACAAUACCAAGUCAUUCUCUCCCACAUAAAACAUUUGAUGAAAAGGUUAUUCAUUUACUGGUUAUGUUGUCACAGAUAUCUUUCCAUCAAUGCCUUAUCUUUUCUAACUAUCAAAUAAGAGCAAAGAAUUUGAGUGAAACUUUGGCUAAAAUUGGAUUUCCUUCUACACAUAUUUCAGGUGGUCAAGGGCAAAAUGAACGUCUUGAUGCAAUGAGGAAGUUGAAGCAGCUCAAAUGUCGUAUUUUGAUAUCAACAGGUCUUAUGUCUCGUGGCAUCGAUGCUGAACGUGUGAACCUUGUGAUUAACACGGAUCUUCCACGUGACUCUGAGACAUAUUUACAUAGAGUUGGGAGGGCUGGACGUUACGGAUCGUAUGGCGUGGCCAUAAAUUUCGUGGCCGCAGGAAAAGAGGAAUCAAGUUUGAAAGACAUCGAAAUUAAAUGUGGAAUAAACUUCGAUCCUUUGCCAGAUGGACUCUCUUGCUUUAUUCCUGACCAUACGAGUGUCGGUUGGCUCACCGCAUUUUCACUGUUGACAGGAGUGAUGGAGGAUCUUGAACUGGCUCUCUCGCUCCAACUGUUGAGCCAAGUGUUUGUAAUUCAGGCCAACUGGUGAGCCAAGUGUUUGAAGUUACAAACUUGCCAGGAUUCGUGGUAAUAAACAGAGUAGUGGAAAACUGACAAAUAUUUCAAUGAGAUCUGAGUUUUCAGAUGACGAUGUUGAUGAAAAUGUUGGAGAUGAGACACCGCCAGAUGAAUUCUUUUUCAUUCUGAAGAAAAAAAUGGUAAUAAGAAUUAUGGUGAAACGUUUACCAACAAUUUCCAAAUUAAGUCCUCGAAAAAGGAAACGACCCGCAAUUUCUCUGCUUCCUCUUCACGAAAUGUUGAACGUAGCACAACCUUUGAUCGCAAGACAACUAAUAAGAUUCGUACAAAGAAAGGAGAUAAGUUUGAAGAAGAGAGUUGGUCCACUGCAACUAACAAUGAAGACGAUGACACGUCGCUUCAGUUGCCUAAAGGGGUAACCCUUUAGGCAACUGAAGUGACGUGUCAUCGUCUCUGAGUUUUCAGAUGACGAUGUUGAUGAAAAUGUUGGAGAUGAGACACCGCCAGAUGAAUUCUUCUUUCAUUCUGAAGAAAAAAAUGGUCGACCAUGAACCCGUGAACCCAUGGGCACACCACCAAAUUUUGAUUGACAAGAUCCACCGAAUGCUAAUGAAUUUUCCUCCUUACUAGGAAUCCGGAAACAUCAGAAACACAUGCUUUGAGAAUAGGACAAGAUCAAAGAAUAGUCAAGAAAGUCCAAAUCUAGGGAACAAAAGGAUCCAGCUGGCAAUACAGGAAUUCAGCGAAUAACAGAUCAAACAAAAGCAAAGAAGGGCGGUGCCUAAGGCAGGAUGAAUGGCGCAUGAACAAAAGAACUACAACUUGCUUUAACUGCGGAGGAAAAUUUCUCCAUCCUAAAGAUAAUCCAUGCCCAGCAAAAGGAAAGACAUGUAGAGCGAAACGAAACCACUUUGCAAAGUGUAGUAAAACUACCUUAAAACAACCUCAAGUGAAUGAAGUGAUCAAACUACAAACAGAUGAGAUGUGUACAAUCAGCUUGACUCGAGUAGUGAUGAAGAAUAUGCGUUGUUCACUCCCAAGUAAUCAACGCAAUGAACUCAGAUAGCCAAAGUGGAUUGCUCAAAACGACCGUAAUAAUUGAAGCGACUGAAGUCAGAAUGCUGAUAGAUUCUGGUGCGAGCGUAAACAUCAUAGACAAAAUAACGUAUCGAACCUUGUUACAAGAAAUGCCAUCAAUUAAACUUGAACACACAAACAUCAAGCUAAAGUCGUAUGGCUCAAAUAAGACACUAUCCGACUAACUACGUUUUGUGCAACGUAGUUAAGUCGAGCAGUUAUGUUACUACAGUCAAGGAGUUUACUACGGUAGUUAGCGUUAACUAUAGUUAAAGUUAAUUACGUUUUUACAUAACCGACCCCCGACGCUUAAUCGCUGAGGUUGUCGAAACGUCAGUCACCAUCACAAUGACAUUCCUCAGGAAUCUACUAACAUGGACAAUCUAUAUCCACAAAUAUGUAACGAUACGCCUGGAUUCAAACCUUCGUUUUAAAAAUGUUUAUGUUUUACUGUGUGUACUGUUUAUAAACAAACUUUUUUUGAAAAAAUUAAAGAAGAGUUUAUCUUCAAUCAUAUUGUUGCGAUUGCGCAAACUA